AUGGCCGUUGCCCUAUCAGUCCAUCAAAAAAUUGAAGCCGGAGAAAGGGUCAAAAUCGCCGAAAUCGCAAGGAACCAGGAGUUGAACUAUCAACGCCUCCGAAACAGUGUCAUGGGAGAAGCCUCACGUUCAACCCGGAAACGCGUCGGUUUACGUCUCAGUGACGCGCGGUAUGAGGUCCUUUUUGAGUAUAUCGACUUCGGUGCCGACUGCGGGCCGCCGCCGGAGCAUCUGUACAAAAUGGAGAGGUUUGAGCGGUGGUUUGUCGGGUACCAGAAGGAGUGUUUGGGGUACGGGCGCGAGGAGUGGAGGGAUGUGGCGCCUUUGUAUUAG
Aspergillus aculeatinus CBS 121060 is the source of this 333-nucleotide messenger RNA. RefSeq lists its product as uncharacterized. The transcript has a single exon. Lineage: Eukaryota; Fungi; Ascomycota; Eurotiomycetes; Eurotiales; Aspergillaceae. Bases 1 to 333 code for a protein of 110 amino acids. The record is from RefSeq and is a predicted model, not a curated record.